This is a messenger RNA of Penicillium chermesinum, 366 nucleotides long. RefSeq lists its product as uncharacterized. Lineage: Eukaryota; Fungi; Ascomycota; Eurotiomycetes; Eurotiales; Aspergillaceae. The coding region runs from base 1 to 366 and encodes 121 amino acids. The transcript has 2 exons. The record is from RefSeq and is a predicted model, not a curated record.
AUGUUACUGCACGAGAGCCAGACCCUUCCGCGUUUCUUCGGAAAGUCAGGCCCAACAGACACUGAUCCUCGCAAAGCCAAGAAAGAUGGCGGUGGGAAAGGAAAUUGGGGUCGUUCAGGCGAAGAAAUGCAGGACAGCGGGUAUACAUUUGCCAAUGCUCGUCGCCAUUCUAAUAGCAGCUCUCAGGGUUUGGUUGAGUUUCAGACCAAAUUCGAAAUACGUGACCCAGAUCCUGCCUUCCAGGAACAACUUCAUGGAUCAGCUGAUGCCCUCAUUGACGGCGAGACUGCUGUUUUAAAGACUGAAAAAGCCAUUGGCAAAGCGAGUAUGACAGAACAGCACGCACCCCACCUAGGUAGCCUCUAA